CCUUUCUACAGGGAGUGCAGAUUAUGCCACACAUAAAUACAAAUGAUUGCACAUAAAAUUGUCUCAUAUUUUAAGUGAAAUCUUUAGCAAUUUCAUUAAUGGGGCAACAACAAUCAAAAAAUGAGUUACUGUAUCAACAAGUCAUUGAAGGAGGUGUUGAAUCUAUCAAAGCUCUUCACAAUGAUGGUGCCAGUCUUGAGUGGAUCGACAAAGAUGGAAAGACACCAUUGAUUGUAGCGUGCAUGAAGCCGAAUGGCUUGAAUGUUGCAAAAACUUUGCUUGAGCUCGGUGCUAAUGUCAAUGCUUACCGGCCAGGAUAUCAUGCUGGGACUGCGCUACAUCAUGCAGCUAAGAGAGGUCUGGAUGAUACUGUGCAAUUGCUUCUUUCCUAUGGAGCAAAUCCAAUUAUCAAGAACGAUGCUUGCCAAACUCCACUUGAAGUAGCUCGAGCAAAAGGUUUUAGCAAUGUCGUCCGUACUAUCGAGAGACAAAUCUGCAUUUUCUCGGGUUGGAUGAGGGAGUUCUAUGGUCCAGGGUUUCUUGAAGCUUUAGCUCCUCAAUUAUUAUCUAGGAAGAUUUGGGUUGUAGUCAUACCUUGUGGCAUAGCUGAUCCUAUGAAGCCUCUUAAAUUACAACUGGCGAUUUACUCAUCGUUACAGGACGCCCAGCCUCGUAAUGUUAUCGUCUUAUGGAAGGCUAUUGUUGAAGAGAUAAGGUGGCAACGAACAGAUCCUGUGCUGACAAUUUUUGACAAGACCUGUAACACUCGAUAUAAAUUUACAUCAUUCAGCGAUGCUGAGCAACAACAGCUUCAAUUGUUGCACAGAGCAUGUAUUGCUUCCAUUGAGGUCCUGCCUUCCCGCUUACCACAAAAUACCCAAACUGCAGCUACACAAUCUGAAACUGCUGCACAAGCAAUGGAAUUAGCAAUUGGAAUCAACUCUUCCAUUGAUUCUGCUAAAGAAAAUAAGAUUUUACAUCAUCAUGGACAAAGCUCCGGUGUAAAAAAUGAAAAUGACUGGUGUAAUAACACCGAGGAUUCUGCUCACAGCGGAUGGGGUUCACUUGUCAGAUCCGAGCCUAGAUCAGAAGUUACUAACACUGAUUGGACGGAUAACCGAACUAAGGUCCAAGAAAAUGGAUGGGGAAAUACCGCAGAUGUAUCCAGUCAACGACCACAACAAUCACUUCCUAAAUCCACACCAUCUGAACUAAGCUGCAGCGGAUGGAUCGACGAGCCUGCUGUAGAAGAGUACAAUGGAUGGGGUGUGCCCGAGCCUCGGCAGGGACGUAGAGACGCCUCAGCUGAAGUUCAUUAUCAAGGAUGGGAAAACACUUCAGAGGACAAAACAGCAUCCUCAGAUGUAAGUAGCUGGGAAGCAAUGGACAAGACAGACAAUGCACCUGAAUUUAGGUCUAGUGUCUAUCCAGGUGAAAACGUUGAAACUCAAGAGGGUAACAAUCCUGCUUUUGAUUUUGCGGUACCUUCAGCUCCACCUGUUCCAGAAGAAGUUGAAGACGUUCAUUAUCCGGUCAUAGAUCUUAGCCCAUUGCACCGGUCGAAUCCUCCUGUGGAACAAAAAACAGCUUCUGUUACGACUCAAAAGGAAAAAGAACAUGAGCCUGCACUGUGUAUAAUAUGUUGGGAAGCUUCAGUUGAAGGAGCAUGUGUACCUUGUGGUCACAUGGUUGGCUGCAUGCAGUGUUUGAACCAGAUCAAAUCAAAGAAAGGAGAGUGCCCCAUUUGUCGAGUAAAAAUCGACCAGGUUAUAAAGCUCUACUCUGUUUGAGAGGUAAAUAUAGUGUUUACAUUCCUUAUUUAUCAUGUCAUUCUCCUAAAACAUCUAGCCUAGCUAUCAUAAUAAACUACAUUCCUGGGGAACAUGAUCUUAUCUAAUGUCACUUCAAUUUCAUUCUUAUGGUCCGUCGUAAUUGCUUUAU
Solanum stenotomum is the source of this 1941-nucleotide messenger RNA. RefSeq names its product putative E3 ubiquitin-protein ligase XBAT35. The record is from RefSeq and is a predicted model, not a curated record. Gene Ontology annotation, molecular function: protein binding. Lineage: Eukaryota; Viridiplantae; Streptophyta; Magnoliopsida; Solanales; Solanaceae. Bases 99 to 1790 code for a protein of 563 amino acids. The transcript is spliced from 9 exons.